Jaculus jaculus (lesser Egyptian jerboa) is the source of this 1162-nucleotide messenger RNA. RefSeq names its product CASP2 and RIPK1 domain containing adaptor with death domain (gene Cradd). The transcript is spliced from 4 exons. The record is from RefSeq and is a predicted model, not a curated record. Gene Ontology annotation, molecular function: protease binding; death domain binding. Gene Ontology annotation, biological process: signal transduction; regulation of apoptotic process. The coding region runs from base 143 to 742 and encodes 199 amino acids. Lineage: Eukaryota; Metazoa; Chordata; Mammalia; Rodentia; Dipodidae.
CUCAACAAAGAUGGCUACAAUGCUUCCUGUUUAGAGCUUUCGCCUUUAACAAAGAUGGUGUUUAUGGCACUGGUUCCCUAACAUUCUGGAUUCCGGGUGUAGUUUUUUUCUUUUUUUAAGAUACGUGGUCGCAGACGGAGAAAUGGAGGCCAGAGACAAGCAAGUGCUCCGUUCACUUCGCCUGGAGCUGGGUGCAGAGGUUUUGGUGGAGGGACUAGUGGUUCAGUACCUCUACCAGGAGGGAAUUUUGACUGAAAACCAUGUUCAAGAAAUCAAAGCUCAAACGACAGGCCUCCGGAAAACCAUGUUGCUGCUGGACAUCCUGCCUUCCAGAGGCCCUAAAGCCUUCGAUACCUUCCUGGAUUCCCUACAGGAGUUUCCCUGGGUUAGGGAGAAGCUAGAGAAGGCGAGGGAAGAAGCUGUAUCUGAGUUGUCUGCAGGUGACCGGAUGGCUGGGAUCCCUUCGCACGUGCUGCACAGCUCCCCAUCAGACCAGCAGAUUAACCAGCUGGCUCAGAAGCUGGGUGCCGAGUGGGAGCCCGUGGUGCUGUCUCUGGGCCUGUCGCAGACCGACAUCUACCGCUGCAAGGCCAACCACCCGCACAACGUGCAGUCGCAGGUGGUGGAGGCCUUCGUCCGCUGGCGGCAGCGGUACGGGAAGCAGGCCACCUUCCUGAGCUUGCACAAAGGCCUUCAAGCAGUCGAGGCGGACCCCUCGGUGCUCCAACACAUGCUGGAGUGAUCCUACCCCCGUCACCUGCUGGGGCUCCUAAGUCUCGCAGGCUGAAUCCUGACCUUCAGCAUAUAUAUAUAUAUACACACACACACACACAUAUAAUUUUCUUUUCAGUGAUCCUUAGAUAAAGGACAUGUGUUGUUUUUUUUUCUACUUGAGAUUACUCAGUAGAUCUCUCACACUGGUUCAACAACAAUUCAUUGGUCUUAAUUGCUUUAAGAUUGCAUUGUUGUAACUGAAGUUUUUAAUUGGGCCGUUGCCUUUCAAUAGGGUAAAUCAUAGAGGUUCAAAAAAAAAAAAAAAUCACGUUACCACAUUACAUGCAGGUAUCCUAUAUAUAAAACAUCCACUCUUAACGUUGCCUGGAAACUGAACUGUGGACUUCGAUCUUCCCAACGAGGAUAAUAAAAAGUGAAUUACUGUAUA